Molecule: messenger RNA, 1810 nt
Organism: Apodemus sylvaticus (European woodmouse)
Lineage: Eukaryota; Metazoa; Chordata; Mammalia; Rodentia; Muridae
Gene: Kdsr
Product: 3-ketodihydrosphingosine reductase
Exons: 10
Coding region: 68-1066 (332 amino acids)
Biological process (GO): sphingolipid biosynthetic process
Cellular component (GO): endoplasmic reticulum membrane
Molecular function (GO): 3-dehydrosphinganine reductase activity
Source: RefSeq, a predicted model, not a curated record
UCGGCCGCAAACCCAAACACUCCCGGCUGCUGGUGCACGUGAUCUCCCUGUAGCCGCUCGGGCAGAGAUGUUGCUGCUGGCCGCCGCCGGCCUCGUGGCCUUCGUGCUGCUCCUCUACAUGGUGUCGCCGCUCAUCAGCCCCAAGCCCCUCGCGCUGCCCGGCGCGCACGUAGUGGUCACAGGAGGCUCCAGCGGCAUUGGAAAGUGCAUUGCUAUUGAGUGCUACAAACAAGGAGCAUUUAUAACUCUGGUUGCACGGAAUGAGGAUAAGCUACUGCAGGCGAAGAAAGAAAUUGAAAAGCACUCUAUUAACGAUAAACAGGUGGUGCUGUGUAUCUCAGUAGAUGUGUCUCAAGACUACAACCAAGUGGAGAAUGUAAUAAAGCAGGCACAGGAGAAGCUGGGUCCUGUGGACAUGCUGGUCAACUGUGCAGGCACCUCUAUGUCAGGAAAGUUUGAAGAACUUGAAGUUAGUAGUUUUGAGAAAUUAAUGAGCAUAAAUUACCUGGGCAGCGUGUACCCCAGCAGGGCAGUGAUCACCACCAUGAAGGAGCGCCGGGUGGGCAGGAUCGUGUUCGUCUCCUCUCAGGCCGGACAGCUCGGGCUCUUUGGUUUCACGGCCUACUCUUCAUCCAAGUUUGCCAUAAGAGGCUUGGCAGAAGCCCUGCAGAUGGAGGUGAAGCCUUAUAAUGUGUACGUCACCGUGGCCUACCCACCAGACACUGACACCCCGGGGCUGGCUGAGGAAAACAAAACUAAGCCCCUGGAGACCCGGCUCAUCUCAGAGACCACGGCUGUGUGCAAACCAGAACAGGUGGCCAAACAAAUUGUCAAAGAUGCCGUACAAGGGAAUUUUAACAGUUCUAUUGGCUCGGAUGGGUACAUGCUGUCCUCGCUGACCUGUGGGAUGGCCCCCGUGACUUCCAUCACUGAAGGACUCCAGCAGGUGGUCACCAUGGGCCUUUUCCGAACAAUUGCUUUGUUUUACCUUGGAAGUUUUGAUAAUAUAGUUCGCCGCUGCAUGGUACAGAAAACAAAGCCUGAAGUUGUAGACAAAACUGCCUAAUUCUUGCCCCUCGGAACAGUGUGCUGCUAAUGGAACUCAAGUUUUGGCCUCCAGAGUUUUGGAGUUUUGGGUCUCGUUUUUGAACGUGUGAGAUCAGACCCCUGGCUCUUCAGAAAUCCGGCUGCAAGCGGAGGGGCGUGAGGCCAUCCUUACGUUACUGUUGACACUAUGCAAAUGCGGACCAGGACACCUUUGAUUUUUCUGGGCUUUGGGGGUGAUAGUGUGAGAACUAAUAACGGGAAAACAGGGUAAAGAAGAGCAUUCCAGAACGGUAAAUUCAGCUUUUCUGUUAUUCCUCCAUCCUGCCCAUAGAGAGCAAGAAAUGUACUGGGUGGCACAGAAGAAUUUCGGAGGGUUUCUUUUGAUUUUUGGUUUUAACUUUUCAUGAAAAAUGGUCUCGGUUUUUAUUAGUCUUUUUUAUUUUUUUGUAAUUUUUUUUUUAGUGUAUGUUAUUCAAGGUGUGUCUUCUGAGUAGCCCGUGAGUCUGACCCUCAGCAUGUCUUGCUGUGCCUGGGACUCGCUUCUGCUAGUGAAGCUGGUUUCUCUCUCUUUGAUCCUUAAAAUUCGAGGGGGAUGAGAGAGCAGCACAGGGGAAGGCGCGGGGCGAGUCCUUCCUUCAUGAGGGUAGGCGGGCUUUCUUGUCUUCCUCGACUGAUGCUUACAGCGUUUUCAUUCUACUCGAGGGGAAAGACAGCCUCUUUACAUGUUUUCUGAAGAGAAAUAAAAUGUCAUAGAAGCUUAAAA